Molecule: messenger RNA, 468 nt
Organism: Ambispora leptoticha
Lineage: Eukaryota; Fungi; Glomeromycota; Glomeromycetes; Archaeosporales; Ambisporaceae
Source: the annotation of a GenBank genome assembly
AUGGCAUCCACAGUCACCAUUACAAAAAUAGACUCGCGCACAAAUUGUCAUCAUCUUUCUCACUACUACCCUACUAGCACGACUACAAUUCCGACAAAAACAAAAAUACGAAACUUAACUUCCAAUACUGCAGCAGGGUCUUGGAAUGAUAUUCCAGUCGAUUUGGAUGAUCCCGGUUCCUACAGUUAUCAUCCGACAGCUGCGAUGGUGCAAGCUGCGAAAAUUGAUUACGCGAACAGAAUGUUUGAAUACACGUUGGAAAAAUUGUAUCGUGCUGAAAUCGCUAUGAAUAAUAAGGAGACCAUUAAAAAAUGUAGCAAGACCAAGAAGACGACUACGGCUGCGAACGGAACUACAAAAAGAAACGUAGAACACGAAUCUACACCUAUUGAUGCUGUCUCGAGCAGAUCUGCCACGGAAACGUCAAAUUUCUCAGCUACAAGCAAGAAAAAAGAUGACGAGAAUUAA